Molecule: messenger RNA, 1314 nt
Organism: Stylonychia lemnae
Lineage: Eukaryota; Ciliophora; Spirotrichea; Sporadotrichida; Oxytrichidae
Source: the annotation of a GenBank genome assembly
AUGCUCAGACAAACAAGCAUGCUAUCUAUCUUGAUGAUGGUCGGUUUUGCUGGCCUUUCACAAGCCGUCAGCCCUAUUGAAACUAAUUUCCUCAGAAGUCUAGUCGGUGUUCAAAGUGAAUCAGACUCAUUCAGAGAGCUACAUGAAGGACACAGAGAUCUUCAAACUACUACAAGAGUUACGUCUUUAAGCACAGAUCCAGAUGCUCCAUAAAUCACUAACUUAACUCAAUGGAUGACUCAAGCUAAGACAAACGCUAUUCUUGGUGCUAAAACCAUCACUUAGUUAUCUCUUCCAGGAGUUAACAGAGCUGGUCUUAAUUUUAUCAAUAAUAAUCAGACUCUCUUGAAGACCUAAUUGACUGCUAUGGGAUUCAAUAGUAGUGACUAAAACUAAUUUGGGAGACUUAUUCAAGAGAUCUAUCACGAAGUCUUGGUUGGUAAUCCAUAACCACUUCCAGGCGCCUUAAGACUUGGAGCUAGAUAUAUUGAUUUAAGAGUUGCUGGUGACCCAAAGAACGCAACAAAACUAUUCCUUUCAAACUCUCACCUCUCUUCUAUUCCUCUAGAAUAAUGUCUUAAAGAAAUCAAUGUAUUUUUAUUGGAGAAUCCAAGCGAAAUUCUAAUCGUUGAUAUUAAUCAUGACUACAAUUCACUCGGAAAUGCAGGUUAGUAAGCAAGCACAGCAGCCAUUGCUAACUAUGUUAAAUUAUAUGUUAAUGCUACAUUCAUUCUGCCAAUAUCCAAACUCUCAGCUCCAAUUUCAUCAUAUGGUGGUGCUUUCUUCACUGGAUUUGAUUUUAACUCCUCCUUCACUAAUGCUGUUAUCAAGCACUCUGUGAAUGCCACUGCCGCCGAUAGCCCAAUCGCUGUUGUUAACAACCUCCAAACUUUCCUUUCAAGUGGAUAUUCAACAUACCAGCCAACUACUUAUGAUUUCAUUAAGUCAGAUCCAUACAUAACUUCAACCUUCACCACUAUCACUUCAACUCUCAGAAACAUAACUGGACUCGCCAACCAAAUUGAGUCCUGCAAGCAAAAGCCAAGAGGUGAAACAAGAGAUAAUGAAAACAAAAGAAACAAGUUGAGGGAGAAUCUCGAAAAGAGAUACUCUACCAUUAGAGACGUCCUUGUGUCUGACUAAGUAGUGCCAGCAUUUAGAGUUGGUUCAGCCUAACUUUCAAAUGUUCUAUUUUUAGACAUGGUAAGAAGAGUAUCUGCUGUCCAGAACCAAGUGAGAAUUGUAUCAAUUGACGACUUCAAUGUAAGAAAUUCACUCGAAAUUAUUCAACUUAACAUCCUAAGAUUCUUGUGA